This is a messenger RNA of Penicillium taxi, 984 nucleotides long. RefSeq lists its product as uncharacterized. The transcript has 6 exons. NCBI's taxonomy places the organism in Eukaryota, Fungi, Ascomycota, Eurotiomycetes, Eurotiales, Aspergillaceae. Bases 1 to 984 code for a protein of 327 amino acids. The record is from RefSeq and is a predicted model, not a curated record.
AUGGCCUCUAAUGUAAGCUACCCUAACACGGGCAGUCCCGUGGUCACCAGCAUCAAGUCGGAGGCUGCUAAGACCAGUGAAGAGCUACAGGAGCUUAAGAAUGCUCGUAUCACCCCUUCGACCACUACAACCAACGGUCAGCCGUUGACUCACUACCACUCCUUGCUGUACAGCCUUUUGAGCUGGGAACAGCCCCGCGCGACCGCUGUUUCCUACGCAUCCGUGAUUACUUUCAUUUUCGCCGCCCGAUACCUACCUCUCCUUCGUUGGGCCUUCAAGUUCCUCUACGUGUCGCUUGGAUUGACCGCUUCCGUUGAAAUUGUCGGUCAAGUCCUCUUCAAGCAGGGCAUCACCAGCUCGUUCCGCCCUCGCCGAUACUACACUAUCCCCAAGGAGACUCACGAGGCCAUCCUGGAAGAUGUCUCUCAGCUGGUGGAUUUCUUCCUGAUUGAGUUCCAGCGCAUUCUCUUCGCCGAGAACGUCGUUCACACUGUUGCCGCUUUCACUGCUGCCUUCCUUGGUUAUUUGCUGAUCCGCUUCGUUCCUCUUUGGGGCUUGUCCGUGAUCGCCGUGACCACCGUUUACAUUGGCCCUCUCGUAUACAUCAGCAACCGUGAGAUCAUUGAUGAGCAGAUUGUUCAGCUGCAGGAACUCGUCGGUGCCCAGGCCAACCAGCUCAAGGAUCUGGCCGGUGAGCGCACUUCGGCAGCCACUGGCUUGGUAAAACAGUACGUCGAUGACUACAGCCACAAGGCCCAGGAAUACAUUGGCCGCCGCUCCGCUUCUCCCGAGAUGACCAAGGCUCCCUCUGCCGUACAGACCCCUGCCCAGACUAUCGCUAAGCCCGUUGAUUCCGUCCCCGAGCCCGUUAUUAAGACUGAGGACUUCCCGGAAGCCCCUAAGGUCGAGCCCAUUGUGCAAUCAGUUGAGGAGCCUACACCGGUCUCCCACGAGACUGAGCGUGAGCCUCUUCUGGCCGCUUAA